CCAAAAAAAAAAAACAAAAAAUCAAAAUAGAAAAAAAAAAAAAAAGAAUGAAUACCAAAAUAGCAAUAAUAUGUUGUGUAGUAAUAUUUGUGGUGAUUGCAGGUGAUCAAGCUGAAGUUGCAAGAGGUGCGGUGAGCUGCAAUCCCCUGCAGCUGAGCCCGUGCGCCUCCGCGAUCACGUCGUCGAGCAAGCCGAGUGCCACGUGUUGUGCGAAGCUAAAGGAACAAAGGCCUUGUCUUUGCCAGUAUAUGAGGAACCCUAAUCUUCAGAAGUUUAUCAAAUCUUCUGGUGCCAAGAAAGUUGCCAGCUCUUGCCGUAUCCCAUAUCCCAAAUGCUAAGUUAGAUAUUUUAUAUUUAUUAUUACAUAAAUAAAUAUUAUAAUAAUGUCGAUCAUGCUUUUAUUACAUAAUAUAUUGUGACUAUCAUUGUCUAAGUUAUAUAUCCCAUUUUCCCAUUGUUAAGUGUUAUCUCAAUAUAUAAGUUAUAUAAUGAGUUUGUUGAUCUUUAAUAUCUGAUUAUUACUAGUGCCAACUGUCAUGUUAUGUUCUUGGACGGUAAUAGAAUCGGAUUAAAUGUGGCAUAA
Erythranthe guttata (spotted monkey flower) is the source of this 583-nucleotide messenger RNA. Its product is annotated as non-specific lipid-transfer protein 2. Gene Ontology annotation, biological process: lipid transport. The record is from RefSeq and is a predicted model, not a curated record. NCBI's taxonomy places the organism in Eukaryota, Viridiplantae, Streptophyta, Magnoliopsida, Lamiales, Phrymaceae.